Messenger RNA from Amphimedon queenslandica, 516 nucleotides. RefSeq names its product barrier-to-autointegration factor-like. The coding region runs from base 70 to 342 and encodes 90 amino acids. Gene Ontology annotation, cellular component: nucleus; condensed chromosome. Gene Ontology annotation, biological process: chromosome organization. The transcript has 2 exons. Lineage: Eukaryota; Metazoa; Porifera; Demospongiae; Haplosclerida; Niphatidae. Gene Ontology annotation, molecular function: DNA binding. The record is from RefSeq and is a predicted model, not a curated record.
AACAAAACCACGCCCUUUGCUGACUCAGUUUUCAUCUUAUCUUUCUUGAAUUUAUCUCUGCAACCAGAAAUGUCAAGCACAAGCCAGAAGCACAGAAACUUUGUUGGAGAGCCCAUGGGUCAAAAGCCAGUGACUGAAUUGGCAGGUAUAGGAGAGGCUUUAGGUGGGAGACUAGCUGCUAAGGGUUUUGAUAAGGCAUAUGUAGUCCUGGGCCAAUUCUUACUGCUUAAAAUGAAUGAGGAGCUGUUCAAGGAAUGGCUGAAUGCUGAAUGUGGAGCUAACUCCAAACAACAGAGCGACUGUUACAAUUGUCUGAGGGAUUGGUGUGAUGCCUUCCUUUAAAAGAACCUCAUUAGUUUAUUAUUAACUAUAUACCCUACCAUGAUUACCCUGAUUUUGUUGCAUUUGACACGCAUUCCUUAGAUUAUAUUUAGUCCAUGCUUAGAUGUAUUGAUUUAGCCAUUUUAUAUGCCAAUACUAUAAUACAUAAUUAGUCUUAUAAACAACUCUUAAUUA